Molecule: messenger RNA, 1368 nt
Organism: Candida tropicalis MYA-3404
Lineage: Eukaryota; Fungi; Ascomycota; Pichiomycetes; Serinales; Debaryomycetaceae
Gene: BNA4
Product: kynurenine 3-monooxygenase
Exons: 1
Coding region: 1-1368 (455 amino acids)
Biological process (GO): L-tryptophan catabolic process; quinolinate biosynthetic process; NAD+ metabolic process
Cellular component (GO): mitochondrial outer membrane
Molecular function (GO): NAD(P)H oxidase H2O2-forming activity; kynurenine 3-monooxygenase activity; FAD binding
Source: RefSeq, a predicted model, not a curated record
AUGGAACCAUCAGAAAAAGAGCAGACAAUUGGGAUUGUUGGUGCUGGUUUAGUUGGGUGUUUGGCAGCUUUGGCAUUUGCAUCCAAGGGUUAUUCUGUAACCUUAUUUGAAUUGAGACCAGAUCCUAGAACAGUCGAUUCUAGUCAAAGAAAUUUACGAUCGAUUAAUUUGGCAGUUAGUAAUAGAGGUAUUAGAGCUUUAAAAUAUGUUGACCUGGAAAUGGCGGAUAGGGUUUUGAAACACAUUAUUCCCAUGAAAGGAAGAAUGAUUCACGACAUUACUGGAACCAAGCAGGAAUCACAAGUAUAUGGAUUGAACGGAGAGUGCAUUAACUCCAUCGAUAGAUCUUUCUUGAACAAUUGUUUGUUAGAAGAGUUGGACAACUCGAAUGUGAGAACUUUCUUCAACCACAAGUUGGUUAAAUUGGAUAGCAAUAAUAGUUCCAGAAUGACAUUUAUUGAUGGUGACGGACAAACCCAAGUGUAUGAAUUUGAUUUUGUUAUUGGUUGUGAUGGUGCCCAUUCACAGUUUAGAUAUCAAUUGCAAAGAGGUAUGAGAAUGGACUAUUCCCAGAAAUAUAUCGACAUGCAAUACUUGGAGUUGUACAUCCCACCAAAUGAUGAUCCGGAAAAUAAGUUUUCUAUAGAUGCAAACCAUUUACACAUCUGGCCAAGACAUAACUUUAUGUUGAUUGCAUUAGCAAACCAAGAUGGAUCAUUCACUUCAACCUUUUUCAGUCCCUGGUCCGUUAUUGAAGGCAUAAAGACCAGUGACGAAUUCUUACAUUUUUUUAAACAGAACUUUCCUGAUGCAUAUAAACUCAUUGGUGAAGCACCUUUGGUCAAGGCAUUUGAUAGCAACCCUAGAGGUUCCUUGAUGCAAGUAAGCUGUUAUCCUUAUAGUAAUGGGAGAGGUAUCAUCUUAGGUGAUGCUGCACAUUCCAUGGUUCCGUUCUAUGGCCAAGGUAUGAAUUGUGGGUUUGAAGAUGUUAGAGUCUUGAUGGAGUUAAUUGAGGCCAAUGAUGGCGACAUUCAAGCUGCAUUUAAACAGUAUUCUCCUAGUAGAAAGGAUGACCUUGAUGCCAUUUGUAAAUUGGCUUUGGAUAAUUAUUAUGAAAUGUCCUCAAAAGUUGUUGAUGUUGGUUAUUUAAUUAGAAAGAAAUUAGAUUACACUUUGGGUAGAAUUUUGAAGAACAAAUGGUUACCGUUAUACACCAUGGUUUCAUUUAGAGACGAUAUACCUUAUGCAAAAGCUAUAGAAAUCGAACAGAAACAAAAGAAUAUAUUGAAUAACGUCCAAGUUGGUGUUGUGGGUGCCGCUGUUGUAUAUGGAUUAGUCAAGUUCGGACAGUAUUGGAACCGAAGAUAA